Molecule: messenger RNA, 1172 nt
Organism: Fopius arisanus
Lineage: Eukaryota; Metazoa; Arthropoda; Insecta; Hymenoptera; Braconidae
Product: RNA exonuclease 4
Exons: 3
Coding region: 283-1140 (285 amino acids)
Biological process (GO): rRNA processing
Cellular component (GO): nucleus
Molecular function (GO): nucleic acid binding; 3'-5' exonuclease activity
Source: RefSeq, a predicted model, not a curated record
UACAUUAGUCAAUCCUCUCUGUCACAAUCUAGCCUCGAAAUUCAACUUUCAACUGUUUUUCAAUAAUAGUAGCAGCCUAGUCAAGGUUUUGUGAAGACGAAUUACUGGGAAAUUAUCUCUGGAUUUCACAUUCCAGCUCGACGAAUAUUCGUGAUAAUCGAUAGAAAUACCAAAAUAGAUAAUGCAAGAAUGAAGAAAAAGAAAUUCUAGACUGCGCCAGGCAUAACUCGUAAGUAAGAGCAUCAUUUUUACGUAUCAGCAAAUAAAGAAAGGGCCAGCUGAAUGUUAUCCAAAAUGUUGUCACCUGAAAUGGCGAGAUCUUCCGCCGAUACUGCAAAAAGAACAGAAAAAAAUGAAAUUUUAGAAUCAAAGGAAAAUAAAGGCGAAUCAGAAAAAGGCAAGCAUGAUACAAAGAAAAAUAAAUCGUCGUCUAGGACUGCCAAUCCCAAUUGGCAGACCUACAAAGAUAUUGUCAAUACAUCUACGACACAAAAAUCACCUUCUAAACGGCAAUCAACAAACUCUGACUCAUCCUAUAGAGGCAAGAGGUCGGCUAAACGGAAAAAUACUUCACAAUCCAUCAAAUCUAUGGCAUCCAAUGUGGAAGCGAAAAUGAAUCUCAAUGACAUGACGCUGACAAAACACGUGGCAAUGGACUGCGAAAUGGUUGGCAUUGGGGACGGUACCGAGAGUAUGUUAGCUAGAGUAUCGAUUGUCAAUCGUCAUGGUGCUUGCAUUUACGACAAAUACGUCAAGCCUAGAGAAACCGUACAAGACUACCGAACUCCAGUGAGUGGAAUUCGACCCCAUCACCUCCAGAAUGGUGAAGAUUUUCAUGUAGUUCAGAAAGAAGUAGCGGAUAUUUUACAAGGAAAGAUUUUAGUUGGCCAUGCACUCAAAAAUGAUCUCGCAGUUCUUUUUCUGUCUCAUCCAAAAAGACAUCUCCGAGAUACAUCGAGGUACAACCUUUUUAGGAGCGUCUCUAAAGGCAAUACACCAAGUUUGAAAAAACUCGCAGGUGAGCUAUUAGGAAUCGACAUUCAGGGAGGUGAACAUAAUUCGGUGGAGGACGCCAGGACUGCAAUGCAACUUUAUGUCCUCUAUAAAGAUCAUUGGGAAUCUGAUAUCUACCGUAGAUGAUCUUUGAAGAAGUCAAUCAACAGUUAUCUAAU